AAAUGCUAUUACAAAAUAAAAAAUUUAAGGAUGAUGCCGCCGUGAUAAUUGGAAAAUAUUAGAGAAAAGCUAGUCUUGAUAACAACUUUGGAAGCUGCUGGGAGCUGAUGAAAUUUGAAGUUCGUAAGUUAGCUAUAAAACUAGGGAAGAAAAUAGCCAAAGACAAGAGAGAGGAAGAAUCCAGAGUUAUCACUAGAAUAAUAAAGUUAUCAGAGAAAGUUAGUUUAACUGGAUGUGAAUUUACAGAACUUCUUUACAACUUAAAUUGGACAAGAUGUAUGAAGACAAAGCUAAAUGGGCCUUUGUCAGAUCUAGGAGGAAAUGGCUUGAAAAAGGGGAAAAAUGCACUAAAUAUUUCUUUAAUCUAGAAAAAAUUAACUUUGAAGUAUCAUCCUUAAGUAAAUUGAAAAUCAAUGAUGUUGUCUGUGAUGAUAAAAUCCAGAUAUCAAAAUACGUUGCUGAUUUCUAUCAAAGAUUGUACUUACGACGAGUUUCUUUCAAAAGCAAAAUUUCCUGUCUCCCCUAAGGAGUAUGCUAUUGUUUUUGAUGCUGUGCCAAGAAAUAUCAUUCAGAUUUUAAAAUAUAACUCAGCUGUUGUAACUGGCAGUUAUUUGACUACACAAGAAAUCUUUCUUGGCGACAUUGACAUCACUUCCAAAAAAAUUAAAUAACUACCUAAAACAAAUACAUUAGGAAUCUAAUGCACACUAAAACACUUCCUGCAGCAAGAUCCUUUUGGGCUUCUCAGUUUGAAGAAAUCAAAUGGGAAAGAAUGUGGUUAAUUGGGGAAAAGUUCCUCUUAAAUAAUAAAAUAAAGGAGGUGUCUUAUAAAAUUGUACAUAGAAUAUACCCAGCAAAGAAAACUUUAGAGAGAUUUAAAAUUGACAUUGAAUAUUCCUGUACCUUUUGUGGUAUUAUGAUGAAACAAUUUGUCAUCUGUUUUUUUGAUUGUAUAUAUAGUAAGAUAUUUUGGAGAGAUGUUGAAAACUAUAUAAGACGUAAAACUGAACAAACUUUAACAUUGAGGGGAAAAGAUGUUUAUUUACUUUGAAGAUGGUGGAACAGAUAAGGAUUUUUCUUUUUUUGUCCAAUUGUUUUUAGUCUUGAACACCUUUUAGCAGAGCUAAAACAAUCUCACACCACUGUAAGAGGUCUUAAAAAUAGAAAGGCUAUUAAGAUCGAUCUUGUACUCUCUAAAUGUUUAAUUUGCAUCCUUUUAUGUAAUUUGGUCUUGUUUUAUUUUUAUUUCUAUUUUAUUUUGUUGUUAUUGUUUGUCUUGUAUGUCUGUUUUAGUAGUGUAUUUUGUGUAUCAACCCUGGCAUAAACAGAUGUUGUUGUAUUGUAUUGUUAAUACUGAAUAAAAAAAAAGUGGGCUUUGCUGUGUGUUUCUAAAUCAUGCAAUCUAAAUGAUCCCCCUUACCUAACCCCACCCCUAAACCUAAUGUCACUAUGACGUCAACCAAUCAGGUAUCAUGGUGUAAAAACACCCUUAUCUGGUAACUCCCAUUACUUUCCCGCAGAGACCUAUACUUGAAAGGAAAAAGAAACGAGGAUGCACAAAUAAGAAUUGAGAAGCACCCCUGCAGUCUGCAGACAGAGCCUUCUCCUCUUGGAGAACACUUCUUUAUAAAGCAUAUUUUAUUUUAGAUGGACUAGAAAUAAUUUUUAAUUUAUAAAGUUUUAUUUUUAAAUGUAAGUCAGUAACAAUUGGCUGAAGCAAAUUUAUUUUUCAAAAGGAGACCCUACCCCAUUUUGGAGAUCUGCAGUUAUACACACUUGGAAGAAUGGGUAAUCACUGGCACAAGCGUCGUAAAACCGGAGGGAAAAGAAAGCCCUAUCAUAAGAAAAGAAAAUAUGAACUGGGUCGCCCUCCUGCCAACACAAAGAUCGGCCCCCCUCGUAUUCACACAGUGCGCGUGAGGAGAGGCAAUAAGAAAUACCGCGCGCUGAGACUGGACAGGGGGAACUUUGCCUGGGGCUCUGAAUGUUGCACUCGCAAAACCAGGAUCAUUGACAUUGUGUACAAUGCCUCUAACAAUGAGCUUGUGAGGACCAAGACCCUGGUGAAGAACUGCAUUGUUCUGGUAGACAGUACACCGUUCAGGCAGUGGUAUGAAGCCCACUACGCCAUUCCACUGGGCCGCAAGAAAGGGGCAAAGCUGACUCCAGAAGAGGAGGAGAUCUUGAACAAGAAACGGUCAAAGAAGGUUCAGAAGAAGAUUGAUGGACGCAGGAAGAAGAGCAAGAUUAGCAGUUGGCUGGAGGAGCAGUUCCUGCAGGGCAAGUUUCUUGCCUGUAUUGCGUCCAGGCCUGGUCAGUGUGGCAGAGCAGACGGAUACAUCUUGGAAGGGAAAGAGCUGGAGUUCUACCUCCGAAAGAUCAGAGCCAAGAAAGGCAAAUAGACAACUGAAUGCAGCGUUUUAUACUCAAGUACCUAUUACAGUCCUGGCAAACUUUCAUUGUGGCUGGUAAGGGGGGCGAUCCCUCUACAUUCAUCAGGAACUGCAAAUUAUUAACAUAAAGUAUAGUUGUAAUCUCCAAUGGAUAACAUGUAUGUGAUUACAAAGUUACCCACAAGGAACUAUUUUCCAGCUUCUAACUUAUAAUAUUUCUAAUUUGGCAGGCCCAGUAAUACCAUAGAAAAUUUGGAAGUCCUAAGCCCCCUUUCCGACAUGAUUUCAUUAAAGUAGACAACUUAAUUCGGGGAGUCUUAUUGUUCCAUAUAAACUUUUUUAAAAAAAACAUAAAUAAACUUAGGGAGUAUACUCAUUUUAAUAACACUGAUUUUCCCGAUAAGAGAUAGUAGGAGAACAGACCAAGUCUGAAGUUUUUUUUUACAAUUCUCCAGUAAAGAGUUAUAGUUGUUCUUAAAUAAUUUAUCCAAAACGAGUGUCACUUGUAUUCCCAAAUAUUUAAAACCAUAUGCGGACCAAGAGAUACGACAUUCUUUUCUAACAUUUUCUUCAUUUGAAAUAUUAACAGGGCAAGCAAUUGAUUUUUGUAAGUUAGCCUUAUACCCUGAAAUCCUAGAAAAUCUUUGAAUAUCUGCCAAAACAUGGGGCAAAGUUAACAUAGUUUCAGUGACAAAAAGUAAAGUAUCAUCCGCAUAUAGUGAAAUUUUGUGAUAUUGUGUACCUGUAGUCACUCCCUUUAUCAUAGGAUUAUUUCGAAUCAACUCAGCAAACGGUUCUAAAGCAAUAACAAAUAAUAAUGGAGAGAGAGGGCAACCUUGUCUGGUACCUCUUCCUAAAUACAUUAAGGGAGAUUUCACAUUAUUAUUGCAAACAGUUGCAUUUGGAGUAGCAUAUAUUGUUUGAAUCCAUUGAAUAAAAUUAUGACCUAAUUUGAAUUUAUCUAGUACUAAAAACAAAAAAUCCCAUUCUAAGCGAUCAAACGCCUUCUCGUCAUCGAGGGAUAUUAAUAGUGAAAGUGUUUUUUACUGAUUCAAAUAGUGAAUAUUAUUAAAUAGCCGUCUAGUAUUGUCAGAUGAAUGACAGCCUUUAAUAAACCCAGUUUGGUCUAACUAUUAAAUUAGGGAGAUUUUUUUCUAAUCUCUUUGCUAACAGUUUUGUGAUAAUUUUAUAAUCACUGUUAAGUAGACUUAUAUGAUGCACAACUCUGAGGAUCUUUCCCUUCUUUCAAAAUAACAGAGAUUCUAGUUGGGUCAGUUAGAAUAUUUUGAAGCAUCGAAAAUACAUUUUGGUCCAAAAAUAGCAAAAACUACGACUUUAUUCAGCAUUGUCUUCUCUUCUGUGUCUGUUGUGAGAGAGUUCGAAACAAAGCAGUUUGUGAUAUCCGGUUCGCGAACGAAUAAUUCGAUGUAACCAGAUCUUUUUGAAACAGUUCACCAAAUCGAACUGAAUCGUUUUAAACGGUUCGCGUCUCCAAUAUGCAUUAAUCUGCAAAUGACUUAAGCUCUUAACUUUUUUAAUGUGGCUGAUGCUCCCUCUGAGUUAGAACAAACCAAUAUCCCGGAGUAAAUCAUUUACUCAAACAGUACAUUGACUGAACAUCUGUGAAGAGAGAACUGAAGAUGAACACCGAGCCGAGACAGAUAAUGACUCGUUACGUCAUAUGACGCGUUCUCUGAGAAACCCGGUUUCUUGGAGCGUACUGUAGCUUAGAAUAGGUACACUUUUUUCUUAAUUUCUGCCCGUGGAUGUUGUAAAACAUAUGUAUUCUUAUGUAUGUCUUUUUAAAUUAAAAUCUUCAUACAAAAAUCCGUAUAAAUUUAGUUAUACAAUUAAAUUGAAAGAUGUCCUUUAAACUGUGUUCCCAAGAUAAAUGGAGGUACUGGUUUGGAACGACAUGAGGGUGAGUUAUUAAUGACAUAAUUAUGAUUUUUGGGUGAACUAUCCCUUUUAAGUACUAUCUAAAAGCAAGUAAGCUGGUUAAACUAAUAUCAAAUAAAAAAAUAAAAUAAAAAAAACUAUGAAUUUAAGCUUUAAAAUAGCUCUUAAGUUAUUUGCAUUUUUAAAACAUACAGAUUUAAAGUACACCUAGCAAACAUAAGCACAUAAAUUUAAAAUAAGUUAAAUGAAGAAAAUACAUCUUUGAGACGAAAACACACAAGCUUAUCUUAUACGGUUACAUUUGUUUUACCUUUUUUUAUUAAUACACUUAUAACUUAAAUAACCUUAUUCAAAACUCAAAGGCACCCACACAACUGUACAAAAUUAACAUAUUAUAAACAAAUAAAGAAAACUCUAUAUCCUUAACAAUAAUUAAAUCCUUUUACUUAAUAUAUAUAAAACAGUGCUUACCCAAGUCAUGAUACUGUCGGGAAAAAAAGCCACCGAAUUUAAAGACUUCUCGAAGACGAAGCAGGAGAGGUUGAACUGGCCAUUUUGGAGCCACCUAAGCAGCUGUACAGAAGCACAUAUUGUGAACAAAUACCAUUCAGAUCUUAUUGUUAAUUAUUCUCAUAGCCUGCACAUUACCUGCCAGAGCGAUUGCACUGUCGAGAAAAAAAAAACCUCGCACUCGUCUGACCCUUCUCAGGCAACUCGAAGGCGAAGCAGGAAAACUGAAAUAACUAACUUGCUGCAACCUACACCGUUGUAAAGAUGUGCAUAUUGUGAACAAAUUUCAUUCAAAUCAUGGCUUGAAUUGAUACACAAAGAACCACCGCUUUCCGGAGUGAUAACAAUGAAGGACCAACGUUAACUGGGCGCCACCUGAGGCAACUCUAAAACGGCGUACAAAAGCACAUAUUUUGAACAAACACAUUUCAACUCUUAUGGAAAAUAUUAUAUAGAGAACAGCACCUAGCGGAGAGAUUAACUUACACUGUCAGGCAGAAAAAAUAGGCGAUGUCUGACCUGAGGCAAUAAUAAGACCAGGCGGAAAAAUUGAAUUGACUAACUUGCCGCCACCUAUGUUCUACAAAAGCGCAUGUUGUGAACAUACUUCAUUUAAAUCAUAUCAUGAAUUGGUACACAUAGAACUUCACUUACCAGAGCGAUCACAAUGAGGGAAUAAACAGGAAACCUUCCGCUUAAGGAAACUCGAAAAUGAAACAGGAGAAAUUAAAAUGGCAUUGCAAAACGAUCGAACUGCGCAUGCUCAUCAGCCUUUGUGGGCAAUACUAAUAACCAACUUAAAGUUGUUAAUUGUUCUAACUUGAAAUAUUAAUUUGGUGUAACAAAUUGAUCUAAAUUUUUAUUUAACUUACAUUUCUGUGUUAUCUCAACUUUUUUAAUGUUAAAUUGUUGAAUUAACUUUAAAAACUGAGUUUGUAAUACAAACUGUAAGUUGGAUUUUUUACAGUGCAGGGUCCUCCACGUAAAUUACCCCCUGUUCCCAUUGAGUUGUAAAAUCACCCAGGCUUGGGACCUGUCUCCAUUUCGGUGGAGGUUUGUCUUGGUCUGAUGUAUUUAAAGGACUGCAGCAAAAGGAUCAGGGCUUUCUGUAGCCAGAUUGAGCCCAUAGCAUGAAGUGUGUUCACACACUUCAUACUGUGUAUUUUUCUAAAAGUCAGGUAUGCAUGAAUUUGAUAGCCUAUGAUUUGGCUAUGUAAUUGGCAUAACUUACCUGACUAGACUUCGGUAUUCGGUAUUCGGACUUCCGGUAUUCGUUAAUGUGAUAUAUUACGGUAAUGAAUAUGCACGAUAUUGUUAUUGUGGGCACUUAUAAAUACCGCAAAUAAUUAUAUUUUACAAAUUAUUCAGAAUUUGAAAUGCAUUUUAAGAAAACUAUUCCAAUCAACUGGUCAAAAUGCACAACACCACUGCAUGCAGCUUGAAAGACGCGUGUGCGCUCUGAUGUAAACAAGAACGCAUGAGAAGCACAUGGAGGAACACAUGAGAGACACGCUGAAUGAAAGCACAUUCACUCUCUGACAGUAGAUGGCGCUAAACUGCAGAGAAUGCAGUCCUUACCCUGGAAACCCCAUAUAUAAACCAGCUGCACUACUUUCUAAAACAUAUUUAAAUAAUUUUAAAUAUGCAUUCAGAUUUGUGUAUUUGCUAUGAUAUUCAUCUUACCUAUUGGUCUUUAUAGUUCUUUUGCACUUUAAUCUGUGCAAAACAUUUAACUUUAUAUAUAUUUCUGAAUUGCUUUAUUUUAUUAAAAUGUUCAGUUAUUUUUUGUUAGAAAAAGUUAUUUAACCUAUUAUACUUAUAUUUACUAUAUACUAUACUAUAUUCUGAGCACUUUUUAAAACUAAAUUGCAAUACGUGUGAAAACGUACGGCACACGUAGAAGAGCGGUCGUCGUGGGGCACCCUGAGCGACAUAGAUUCCUAAUGAACGAGUAAAAUAAAGUAAAGAGUUAAAUUAGAAUAAUCAAAUGGCAGAAGAAUAACAAUAGUAAUUAGAGACCGACAAACAACCAAUUUGCCUUUCAACCUAAAUUAGAGGUCAUACUAAAAUGGAGUCAGAUUAGAUAAUAAAAAGGCAGUCAGAUUAGAUAAUAAAAUGGAGUUUAACCUAAAUUGAAUAACUCUACACGGUGAAAGACAGAGCACGCAGGAAACCUUCAUCCAGCACCAGAUACCUUUCCUUGGGCCAAGUGCCUGGACCUUACACCCUCGUGCUGCCAAUAUGACUGAUUAUUGUCAGUGCUUCAUAAUUCGCACACUAUGAUUUUAACACACCCAUUAUCAAUUUUAUUUGUUGUAGCUGUGUUGCUUACAUCAAACCAAUGUUUUUACAGUUCCAUGAUUUUUAAUUGUAAUAGUAGCAAACUCAUUAACAGUGGUCAGGUGUUAAUUUGAACUUUAACCUUCAAAGUCUGGCAGGACUAAGUUGAAUGCUUAAUGGUGGCUUAAUGCUUAAAGUUGCUUAAUAAACCAGUAGACAAUGCACUUACAGAACAGAAUGUUAUUUUAACAAAAUAAAUAGUUAUACACAGCAGCAAGCCACCUGUACAUAAAAAAACAACAACAUAAAACAUUUAGUAUAUCUUCAGGAUUCAUGAUCAUAAACAUCUCAUGUUUGGUGUCAUUUUAAAGGUCUGUCUAUCAAUCAAUCAAUCAAUCAAUCAAUCAAUCAAUCAAAACAAAACAAAACCCUGGAGUCAUGAGAACCUAACACACCAAAAGGUCUUUAUGUUUUUACAACUGAUUUGAACAUUUAUUUCCAGUCUGUGAGAGUCUCUGGAGCUCUGCACCAGAACUCUCGCUGCUGUGUGUCUCACUGCUGUAAGGUAUGAUUCAUAAAUGUAACUGUGUUAAAACACAUUGUAUCCAUAUAGCACUAUAUAGUUGUUUGCUACUACAUGUGCACAUAAGCUAGUUUAUUCUCUAAACCACCUGAGUGCUUUGCUAUGCAUUUUAGACCAUGUGUCUUAUAUUAGGAUAACUGUUACAUGUGUGACUGUUAAAUUUGUUUGUCUCCUGUGUGGAACUCUUGGCUGUUUUCCCAUAUGGCUACAGUGUCUAUGUACAGGAGCGGAUUGCCACCAGCUACAAUGUAAUUCACAAUUGCAUUAUUUUUUAUAAAUGAGCUUAUAAUUGUAAAUACUACUAAUAAAAUAUUAUAUGUUAUAUUUCUACAACUAAUAAAAUGUUAUAUGUGA
Molecule: messenger RNA, 8019 nt
Organism: Carassius gibelio (silver crucian carp)
Lineage: Eukaryota; Metazoa; Chordata; Actinopteri; Cypriniformes; Cyprinidae
Gene: rps8b
Product: ribosomal protein S8b
Exons: 6
Coding region: 1785-2402 (205 amino acids)
Biological process (GO): translation; maturation of SSU-rRNA from tricistronic rRNA transcript (SSU-rRNA, 5.8S rRNA, LSU-rRNA)
Cellular component (GO): cytosolic small ribosomal subunit; ribosome
Molecular function (GO): structural constituent of ribosome
Source: RefSeq, a predicted model, not a curated record